GUACACGGAUGUACACAGAUGUACACAGAUGUACAUAUACAGUGUGUACACAGAUUUCGGGACACUGAAGUUUCAGAUGUUCUGAUUCUGUUUCUCGGGUUGAAUGGAGGACACGCCCCCAGCAGGGGGAGGAGUGCUCUUAUUGGCUGGUUCGAACAGCGCUUUCCGCAAACACAGACUCACAGCGUGCAGCUCCUGAGCAGCGGAGGAAAAGUCACGGAGUGACCGCAGGAACUGGAACUUUUCAGCCUGGAUUGAAGAAAACCAAGACUUUAAAUCCAAACCUGAAGACGUUCAACUCUUUGCUGUUUCCGGAUGAAGAGGUGACUCCAUCUCCACAGUCAUGUCUGUCCAGACAGACUUCCAGGUUUGGUUUGGUGAGAAGUUCCACAGUCCCGUGUUGAGCUCCUGGAGCCCCCGCAGCAGGUUAGAACCUCGACACGGUCCUGGACUCACCGACGUCCUGCAGUACGACCAGUGGCUGGCGGUCCGACAUGAGGCCACGCUGGUGCCCAUGCAGGAGGAUCUGGCCAUUUGGCUCACGGGCAUGCUGGGAGAGGAGGUGAGGGCGGAGUUCUUCAUGGAGGAGCUGAACAAUGGAGUCAAACUGUGUCAGCUGGUUGGUGUCCUCCAGACCAAGGUGUCCCACAGCUGUCCUGCUGCACUCAGCAAGCUGUUCCCUCUGAGGAAGGUCUCGUGUAAGUGCAACGCCUCCCCCGGGUCCUUCUUUGCUCGUGACAACACGGCCAACUUCCUGUCCUGGUGCCGACACAUCGGUGUCGAGGAGACCUACCUGUUUGAGUCCGAGGGUCUGGUUCUUCACAGAGAACCUCGUCAGGUCUGUCUGUGUCUGCUGGAGAUCGGUCGGAUCGUCUCCAAGUAUGGUGUGGAGCCCCCCCUGUUGGUCAAACUGGAGAAGGAGAUUGAACUGGAGGAGACUCGUCUGCUGACGGAGAAGACCCCCCCGGCUGUGAAGACCUUCAGUGUGUGCUGCCAACACGGUGGUCUGUACCAGUCUGGGGAGCCCGGUGUUGACGACCCCCCCUGUGACUGUUCAAACAGAGUGUCUAUAGACUACCUGUCUGAGGGACGUUACAGGCUCGGAGACAAGACCAUCUUCAUCAGGAUGCUCCACGGUAAACACGUGAUGGUGCGUGUGGGCGGGGGCUGGGACACGCUGCGUGGCUUCCUGUCGAAGUACGACCCCCGGAGGGUGCUGCAGUUCACCACCCUGGAGCAGAAGAUCCUGUCUUUCCAGAAGGGUCCUCCAGGCCUGGGGGGUCACCACGGCAGCUCGACCGGGCACGCUCCCCCCCCCCGUCCCCCUGACAUGGACCCCCUGGCUGCAGUCAACACCCUCAUGUCCUCCACGUCCUCCUCGUCUUCAUCGUCCUCCUCGUCUUCAUCGCUCUCCGGCUCCGUAGGUAAAUCCGCGCCGUCCCCCGGCCCCUCGGGUCGUCUCCAUGCCGCCUCCCCCGCCUGCACCCCCACCCUGUCCAGGAAAGGUGUGGCCCCGGCACCGAAGAAGAACCUGAUGUUGACCCCCUCCUCCCCCAAGAAGCCCACCCAGCUGCCGCUCCCCGUGUCCCCGCCGUCCACGCCUGUGGGAGGUUUCUCCAAACUGUCUCCUCCGUCGGGCUGCGUCCGCGGUCUGGACCAGCGCAGAGCUCCGCCUCCGUCACCUGCUCCGUCACCUGACUCUGCUGCCAAACUGAAGGUCAGGCCACGAGGCUGCGCCGCCUCCAAACCCAGGAGUCCGGUCUGUCCUGAGCCGUCCUCAAAGUGUCCCAAACCCUCCAGCCCCUGCUCCUCCCCCACCACCGCUGCUCCCCGCCCCCUCACCGCNCCCCCCGCUGCCCCCCCCCCCCUCCCCGCCGCGCGCCCACCCUUACCCGGUGCUGUAUGCACCGCUCUGGGCACCACCCAACAGUCCCGCCUCGCACAGAGACGUCCAGCGUCCCCGGCCUCGCGUCUUCAUCUAGAGACGGCGAGACGAGUGCGGACAGCCACCAGAGCGGCGGCGGUGACGUCAUCCAGACCAGCGACCCCACAAUCUGUCCCCUCCACCCCCCCCUCAAGGACUGCCUCUCCAGCACCACCUAAACCUGCCUUGUCCCAGCCUAGGAACAACGAGGCUAAAGCCAAGGGGCUGGCCCUGACUAAGGCCAUCGUCUCUCCACGAUGUCCCACCGCUGUCCCCGGGCGGGUCCCCGGGGGCAACGCUGCCCCCUAUGCCUCCAACAAAGGCAGUCAGAAAACAACAGCCUCGGCACAGACAGCAGGGAGAAAACCAACCAGCAGCACCGCGUCCACAUCGACACCUGGGACACCUGGACCAUCGACACCUGGACCAUCGACACCUGGACCAUCGACACCUGGACCAGCGGCAGGACGAGUCCUGGUUCCACAGAAAUCCACGGCCAACGUGGUGGCGGUGAAACCUGAGUGGAGCGUCAGCAAGAAGACGCUGCCGUGCAAGAGCAGGAGCGAGGACACCUACUUUCAGAUGAACACCAGGAGGAGGAUGAAGACAUGAGGGGACACGGUGCGUCCUCCCCCAGAACCAGCACUAAACUGACAAACACACGUUACUACUAACACUACUGCAGUACACAGAAGUACUCAUGUCCAAACGGUCUUUCUGACAGGACGUCUCCUGGACAAACGCUGCUGGAGUUUGGUACAAACAUUCAAAUGUCACAGAGGACACUGAGGACACUGAGGACACGUGUCUCCACCUCUGCUCCUCCCACUUUACUGGAAGCUCAGUGUCAUUUUCUAUAGAGAUUUUCAGACGGGUCACUAGGGGGCGCUGUGUCAGGAGACUUUCAUCCUGCCGUGUGCCUUCAUCAGUGUAUAGAUGUAUGUAUAUCUACACAUACAGUAUAUACACACAUAUAUA
Cynoglossus semilaevis (tongue sole) is the source of this 2902-nucleotide messenger RNA. It is a transcript of the gene gas2l3, whose product is annotated as growth arrest-specific 2 like 3. Gene Ontology annotation, biological process: actin crosslink formation. Gene Ontology annotation, cellular component: actin filament. The transcript has 12 exons. Gene Ontology annotation, molecular function: cytoskeletal adaptor activity; actin filament binding; microtubule binding. Lineage: Eukaryota; Metazoa; Chordata; Actinopteri; Pleuronectiformes; Cynoglossidae. Bases 344 to 2536 code for a protein of 730 amino acids. The record is from RefSeq and is a predicted model, not a curated record.